Uranotaenia lowii is the source of this 1251-nucleotide messenger RNA. RefSeq lists its product as uncharacterized. The record is from RefSeq and is a predicted model, not a curated record. Bases 260 to 1027 code for a protein of 255 amino acids. Lineage: Eukaryota; Metazoa; Arthropoda; Insecta; Diptera; Culicidae. The transcript has 3 exons.
UAGCAUUUAAUCAUUUAGCGUUUCCUUGUAGUGUUGAUUUUCUAAAUGUCAACCCUGAGACAAGAAUUGGGAGUCUUUACAGUGCUGGAUAGUGACUCAACCAAAGGAAUUCAUGCGAAUGUGAACAUAAAUAUUUUGAAUUGAUUCAUUAAUGAGUCUGCCUCGAGUGCCGGACACUUCAGUUAUCAGCCCAGCCUUAUCAGAGCUAGUUAAACGCGAGUGCUUGGCUCAAUCGCAUACAGCUCUUAUUUAGGCAACGAUGAAACGCACAUUUCGUGAGUACGAGCCAACGAUUUGCUACAAUAAACCGGAAGCAGCUACCGUUUCACCGGAAGAGUGCCUUCGUAGGAGAGAAGCUGCGUUGGCCGGAACGUUGAUCCAGGAGCUAAUAAUCCCAAAGAAAUCCGCCCAUGCCUUCAAAGUACAGAAAGGUGACCUUUGCCGGAUCAUAGUGAGCGAGGGUCCCCAAGUAGGCGAUGUGAACUUGUGGAAUGCGGACAACCCGAAGGAACGGUUCUUUUCCGGUAAAACGAGGCAACUGCAUGCGUCUCACUUGAAACUGUACGACCGGAUGUGGAGUUGUUUCCCGUACCUGAGACCGAUGGCAACUUUCGUCGGCGAUACGCUGGCCGAUUAUGGAAUCGAUAAGGAUGGAGGAGUUCUGCAUGACGUUAUUGGGACCCGGUGUGAUGAUUAUACUUAUAAGCUGAUAACUGGAAAGGACCGGUUCGGAAGUUGCCACAGUUAUCUGACCGAGGCAGCCAAGGAAUUUGGACUGACCGAAGAUGAUGUGCAUGACGUUUGGAACAUUUUUAUGUGCACCGGUAUUACGAGAGAUACUCAGCAAUAUUUUUGCAAGCCAAGUCCCGCUAGGAAAGGUGAUUACGUGGAGUUCAUCGCCGAAAUGAACUUGAUAGUUGCCGUUAGUGCCUGUCCUCAAGGUGAUGUAUCGAUUGUCGUUGGGGAAGAAGUGCCGGACGAGAAAUGUUUCCCACUGAAGGCUGAAAUCUAUCGUGCUUGCUCUUGAUGAAUUACAAUUAAAAAACUAUCGUCUUAGGCCUUUUAUGUGGAACAACUUGGUGGGAAAAUAUAGGCUAUUUACAAAAAUGCAAUUUUCAGUUUCAAACGAAGUUUAAACGGAAUAUUAGGAAAAUUUAAAAAAACAUGCGAUUUGUUUAUGACCGGACAACAUAUUGUUGUCUAUGACCGGACAAAAAAAUAUUCUAAAUAAAACAUGAUUUCAACUUGAAA